Messenger RNA from Cryptomeria japonica (Japanese cedar), 801 nucleotides. RefSeq lists its product as uncharacterized. Lineage: Eukaryota; Viridiplantae; Streptophyta; Pinopsida; Cupressales; Cupressaceae. The transcript has a single exon. Gene Ontology annotation, cellular component: nucleosome. The record is from RefSeq and is a predicted model, not a curated record. Gene Ontology annotation, molecular function: structural constituent of chromatin; DNA binding; protein heterodimerization activity. Bases 105 to 560 code for a protein of 151 amino acids. Gene Ontology annotation, biological process: nucleosome assembly.
GUCAAUUCUAUAGUACCAGAUAUCUGUAAGUAUUCUCAAUUGUUUGACAAUUUGCUCAGUCUGCUUUCUAGUUCAGUGUCAUCCGAGCUUCCUGCGUAACAACAAUGGCGCCCAAGGCAGAGAAGAAGCCCGUUGAAAAGAAGACCGCCGAAGAGAGGAAAACGGUGGGGGAGAAGACUCCUACCGCCGCUGCGGAGAAGAAGCCCAAGGAAAAGGCUCCCCCCAAGGCUGGUAAGAAGAUCGCCAAGGGUGCAGGUGAUAAGAAGAAGAGGAAGAAGAGGAGCGUGGAAACCUACAAAAUCUAUGUGUAUAAGGUUUUGAAGCAGGUACACCCUGAGAUCGGCAUCUCCAGCAAGGCCAUGUCUAUCAUGAACUCCUUCAUGAAUGACAUUUUCGAGAAAUUGGCCGCAGAAUCGUCAAAGCUGGGCAAAUACUCGAAGAGAAACACUCUUUCGUCUCGUGAGGUGCAGUCGGCGGUCAAAUUGACACUUCCUGGCGAGCUUGCCAAGCAUGCCGUGUCCGAGGGCACAAAGGCCGUGACGAAAUAUACAUCCGGUUGAUCUUCUUUUUCCUCGUGCUUUCUAUCACUUCUGUUACGGUGUCUGUAGACACCACAUACUUUUGGAUCUGAUGUUUUCUUUCGAUUUUGUUGGAUUUUUCUUAGGGUUUGAAGUUUAAAUAUUUCUGUAAAGAAACAUGAUUUUGAUUUUGUGUGACGCUUUUAAAGCUGUAAUUUGUUUCCAUUGUAAGGGGUUCAUUUUAAGAUAUCUUCUUUUGAAGAACACUACUUAUUAAUCUCUA